This is a messenger RNA of Scatophagus argus, 3093 nucleotides long. RefSeq names its product rhodopsin kinase GRK1-like. NCBI's taxonomy places the organism in Eukaryota, Metazoa, Chordata, Actinopteri, Scatophagidae. Gene Ontology annotation, cellular component: cytoplasm. The coding region runs from base 1157 to 2842 and encodes 561 amino acids. Gene Ontology annotation, molecular function: ATP binding; rhodopsin kinase activity. The transcript has 7 exons. Gene Ontology annotation, biological process: regulation of signal transduction; signal transduction; protein phosphorylation. The record is from RefSeq and is a predicted model, not a curated record.
GCUUUUUUUUUUUUUUUUUUGAGACUCACGGUUCUUUUAAAAAAAAAAAAAAAAAAGCCCAGGCGUUAAGACGGGUCCCUUAACUUGAGUGAGCUGAAGAAAGGUGGGUGAGAGGAAAAGCCACAGGAAAACUACAUGCUAGACACCUGAGAGGAUAUCUAUGAGGUGAGAACGAUCAACUAUUUGCAUUUACUCACUACAGCAUUGGUUCAUGUAUUAUGCUGCCACAAUUUAAUGUAUUUAAUUACAAUUUUAAGUGUUCUACGAGGGCAGCUGCUGACACUGUCCCUGCAGUAACCUCCCUCCUUUUUUUUAAUAAGGUGUGCCCAAAUGUUUUUGACAUGGAGAACCAAUAAGGGCCCAAAUAAAGCACACGCUGCAGGCACUCCUUUCUCCCCUGCUCUAAUUCUUUUGCACGUAUUAAAGGGAAGUUUCACACUUUUAGUUUUCUCUUAAAGCAGAUAUGCCCAUGUUUACAUUCAAAGGAUUAUUGGCUGCUGUAGUCAUUCCUCCUGUUCAUGCUUCUUGGGGUGACUUCAGCGUAAGUGUUGGGGGACAAAAUACACAGACCCUGUUUUGUAUAUGUGUGCUGAGGCUUAGUUAAACUUCUUUUCAUUACAAAACUCUUUGUGCUUUCAGUGUUUUUAAUGUAUUUGAGAAAUCUAAGUACCAUCAAGUGUAUUGUGGAAAGAAUAACCUUUCUAAUAUAUUGGUUUUAUUUCCCACUCGGUCAUAAACAUAACUUAAGCUUUUGAUUAGCAUCUACAUAGCGUACCACAGCUAAUUAUGUUCUUUUUUCCAGUUGAUUUACUGAUGUCACUCCAGCUGCAUAUGUUUGUCUGUGAUGUUCUGUUCCAGCAUGUGCUCGCACAUGCUCGCUUUGUCUGGGGCAUUAGGGUGUUAAUGGAUUACCAAAAGGUGUUGACUCAGGUGUGUGUGCAAAUGAGGGUGGUACACAGAGUGUGCUGGGAUCUAGUUGAGACACCAAUCUCAAGUUCCCAUUUCUCUGCCACUGUUCCGAGAUCUGGCUCCCGUUUUCUCACCCUUGCGCCACCCUUUUGCUGCCUCAUGCCUGCACAUCACUAAGCAGCAUUUACUCUGUUUUCUCUUUGCAAUGUCUCCUCUUUGCUCUGCCUAACCGUCACCUACCCUCAGCAUGGAUAUCGGAGGACUGACCACAGUGGUAGCAAAUUCUGCUUACAUCAAUGCUCGUGGAAGCAUCGAUGGCUCUAAUGCAGCAGCAGCUCGGGAUAAGAAGUACCACUCUCGCCUCAAACUGCCCCACAUCACUGUGUGUGAGGGCCUGAGGGAAACCCUGGAUUUGGCCUUUGACUCAAUCUGCGUGGAACAGCCUAUCGGCAAGCGCCUCUUUAGGGAGUUCUUGGAUGCAAAUAAAGAGUAUCAUGGGGCUUGCCGUUUGUGGAAAGACAUUGAGGACUAUGACCUGGCGGAGGAUUCUGACAGGGCAAAGAAAGCCUCAAAGAUUGUCCAGCGAUACAUGGACCCCUCUGCCAAACACUUCUGCCCAUUCCUGCCUGAGGACAUCAUAGCCAAGGUGAAGGAAAACCUGGAGGCUGUAGGCGAUGAUUUGUUUGCUGCAGCACUGACCACAACAUUGGACUAUCUGCGGGAAGCCCCCUACACUUUCUUCAUGGAGAGCAUGUAUCUGAAGAGGUUCCUGCAGUGGAAAUGGCUUGAGAUGCAACCCAUGGAUGCAGACUGGUUCCUAGAUUUCCGUGUGCUGGGGAAAGGUGGAUUUGGGGAGGUGUCCGCCUGUCAGAUGAAAGCCACAGGAAAACUGUAUGCCUGUAAGAAACUCAACAAGAAGAGGCUGAAGAAGAGGAAAGGCUAUGAGGGGGCGAUGGUGGAGAAGAGGAUUCUUGAGAAGGUUCACAGUCGCUUUAUUGUGUCGUUGGCAUACGCCUUCCAGACAAAGGAAGAACUUUGUCUGGUCAUGACCAUCAUGAAUGGAGGAGACCUCAAGUACCACAUCUACCUGGUGGAUGAGAACAACCCGGGGUUCAGUGAGCCCAGAGCCUGUUUCUACAUCGCUCAGAUCAUCCAAGGCUUGGAGCACCUCCACCAGAAACGAAUCAUCUACAGAGAUCUCAAACCAGAAAAUGUGCUGCUAGAUAAUGAUGGAAAUGUGCGUAUAUCUGACCUGGGUCUUGCUGUGGAGCUAAAAGAAGGCAAAACAUUGACUAAAGGAUAUGCCGGGACACCAGGGUACAUGGCCCCAGAGAUGCUGAAAGGAGACAAGUAUGAUUCUUCCGUUGACUACUUCACUCUGGGAGUCACGCUGUUUGAGUUCAUGGCUGCUAAGAACCCAUUCAGAAACAGAGGGGAAAAGGUUGAUCGUGAGGAAAUGAAAGAGCGCAUGCUGACACGGGUGGUGGUUUAUCCAGACAAUUUCAGCGAGCACGCAAAGUCGCUUUGUGACGGGCUGCUUGCCAAAGAGGUUGAUCAGAGGAUGGGUUUUAAGAAUGGAUCCUGUGAUGAGAUCAGAGCUCACCCAUUUUUCAGUGACAUCAACUGGAGGAAACUGAAUGCAGGUAUUGUGCCUCCUCCUUUUGUCCCUGACCCUAAAGUGGUGUACGCUAAAAGUCUGGAUGACGUUGGAGCUUUCUCCUCGGUGAAGGGAGUGACCUUGGAGGAUCCUGACAAGUCCUUUUUUGAUGAGUUUUCAUCAGGCAACAUUCCCAUCCCUUGGCAAGAGGAGAUGAUCGAGAUGGGCAUUUAUGGAGAGCUCAAUGUUUGGGGUCCUGAAGGUAGCAUCCCAGAUGACCUCCGCAGGGAGUCCAUACUGGAGCAGCCAAAGUCAUCAACUUGCUGCGCAUCAUAGAUUCACCUUGAAAACACAUGAAGCACCCAGUGUACAGACUUGUAGUUCUUUAGGGCAUGCAGCAUGAAGACUCAGAUACUCAGGACAGAUGCAAGUCUCUUCUGAACUUUCUGAUCUGAUCUGAGUUAACAUUUUAAAUCUUUUAUUGGUGAGAUCAGGAGACGAUAAGAACAGAAUAGAGGUGAAUUUUCGGGCUGGAAUGGACUUAAGCUUAGAUUUAAGAGAGAUUUAAGAGAAAAAGUAUUGACAUU